Molecule: messenger RNA, 588 nt
Organism: Paraglomus occultum
Lineage: Eukaryota; Fungi; Glomeromycota; Glomeromycetes; Paraglomerales; Paraglomeraceae
Source: the annotation of a GenBank genome assembly
CCUUCGCUGUUCUAGUAAAUGCCGGCGGCGAUGAAUUUGCGAAUUUCACUGCCGUCUCGGAUUCUGGUCCCCCCAAUGGCAAAGUUUGUGACAAGGCUUCUACAUUGACGAAAGCAGAUGGCACUCAACAACGUGAUAUCGAAACCUGCAGCGAUACUGAACUCGGUGAAAUUCCCAUAGCUUCCAAAAUGCCCUCAACUAUUAUUCUAUUUCCUGAAAACGCCAGCACGCUUCCGGCCAACAAGUCAUUCACUGUUAAGCUCAAGAUUACUAAUUUACAUACCGGAUUCUUCGAUAAUGCCACCAGCCAGUAUUACCUGUUUUCUCAACAACUAGAUAACAACGGUUUUAUUUUGGGUCAUACCCAUAUCACCAUUCAGCUAUUGGACUCUAUUGACACUCCUCCGGAUGCUCAAUUCUUUGCUUUCUUCAAGGGAUUGAACCAGCCAGCUGAUAGCGAUGGAAUUUUGACACAAGACGUUGCCGACGGAUUACCGGCUGGAUUGUAUAGAGCUUGCACGAUGUCCUCGUCGUUUGCUCAUACACCUGUGAUUAUGCCUGUUGCUCAACGUGGUGCGCAGGAUGAUU